Molecule: messenger RNA, 354 nt
Organism: Lathyrus sativus (Indian pea)
Lineage: Eukaryota; Viridiplantae; Streptophyta; Magnoliopsida; Fabales; Fabaceae
Source: the annotation of a GenBank genome assembly
AUGAAGUGCCUUUAUUGGAAUGUAAGAGGGUUUGCUAAUCAACCCACAAAAUUAGCAGUCAAAAGGCUAAUUCUGAAACAUAAACAUGAUCUCUGCUUCUUAGGAGAACCUUGGAUGGCUUUAGAUAAAAUUUCUCCAGCUUUUUUCUCUAGACUAAAUCUCAGAAUUUUUACUAUGAGUCAAAGAAAUGGUCUCCUCCCUAAUCUUUGGUACCUUUAUGCCUCUCAGUUAGAUCCUCAAAUUAUCCUCCAAGAUGACCAACAUGUUUCUUUUGUCAUCAAUGAUGGCCCUUACAAUUUUGGAAUGGUUGUUACCUAUGCUUCCACUAGUUAUAUCAAAAGGAGAGAACUCUGA